CGCGAUCACCGUCAGAGUAACUCGGCGGCACAUUUUUAAAUAUAAGUUUGUUUAUUUAUUCCUAUAUAUCAAUAUAUUUAUAAUUUUUAUGUGCAUAAGUUAACGCAAACAACGAGAUCGCGUGAGGCGCGUUCCAAAACUAUUUUUGCGAAUCAGCAAAGGAAUAAUAGAAAUUAAUUUUCUAAUUGAAAUUUUUUUAUUUUUAAUCAAUUUCAUUCGAUUGAGGUGUACAGGUGUGUGUAAGGUAUUACCAAUUUUUCAUAAUCUAGUGUGUUUGGAGUGCUGAAGUCGUACUGGGAGAAAAUUUACUGGGAGGAAGUAAAGUGCUUAUCAUGUCUCACAAGACGAAGCAAGGCUCGACACCAAUGCAUGGGGGUAACUUUGCGGAUGAUCUUGCUGAAAUAACGAGGAUUCUGGUGACGAAGUGAAUGAGAAAGGUGGUAGAGAAGAUUAAGAAGAGACCUACGAGAUCGGCGGAAAUGGGAAAUUCUAAUAGUGAUGUUGAUGUUGAGAUGAACGCCCUCUCAACUACUGUACCUGGUGAUCGACCGCACGUCACGAGAACGCCUAUGCGCCCGAUGAUAGCGGAGUACGACCCAAAGAUGCACGGGGUGAAAACAGAACUUUCAGACAUGGUUCUCGUCAAAUACAAGUGUGAGAAAAAUGAGGUUCCCAUUACGCUUACGAAUGGAUCAACCCUGCCACUUGUGGAAAGGCCCAAUGAUGAAGAGGCUGCUUUGUACGACCCCUUCGAGCACCGGAAACUGGCGCAUCCGACGUCAGAUUUGGACACUCUGGUUCAUCUGCUCAAAGGAAGUUUGGGAUCCGGGAUCCUUGCCAUGCCCAUGGCCUUCCUGAAUGCUGGUUUGUACUUCGGGCUCUUCGCGACCUUUUUCAUAGGCGCUGUCUGCACCUACUGCGUACACAUUCUGGUCAAAUGCGCCCACACACUCUGUAGGCGGACACAAACACCGAGUUUAGGGUUCGCUGACGUCGCUGAGGCGGCUUUUCUUGUUGGUCCCGAGCCAGUCCAGAAGUACGCCAGACUAGCCAAAGCAACUAUAAAUACGUUCUUGGUGAUCGAUUUACUUGGUUGCUGUUGCGUGUACAUAGUUUUCGUCGCUGAUAACGUGAAGCAGGUGGUUGAUCAUCACGCUCAUAGUGAUUGGGACGCAAGGAUUUACAUGGCGCUGCUUUUGCCAUUUCUGUUGGCGCUCUGCCUAGUAAGGAACCUCAAGUAUUUGGCUCCAUUCUCCAUGGUUGCAAACAUACUAGUCGCAGCUGGGCUUGGAAUCACCUACUACUACAUCUUCGAAAAUGUGGAGGACUUGAACUUGGAACCAAGGCCCAAAUUUGCUACUUUCUCCCAACUUCCACUCUUCUUCGGCACAGCCAUCUUCGCUUUGGAGGGUAUUGGUGUUGUAAUGCCCUUGGAGAACAACAUGAAGACUCCAACCCAUUUCAUUGGCUGCCCGGGAGUUCUCAACAUCGGUAUGUUCUUCGUAGUCCUCCUCUACUCUGUCACAGGUUUCUUUGGCUACUUAAAAUACGGAGAAGCGACCGAAGAGGCAAUCACUCUCAAUCUUCCAAAGGAUCAAAUUCUCGCCCAAUCCGUGAAGAUCAUGAUAGCCGUGGCUAUCUUCCUCACUUACGGUCUUCAAUUCUACGUUCCCAUGGAGAUCAUCUGGAAGAAUUUGAAACAAUACUUUGGUUCCAGGAAGCUCGCUGGAGAAUACCUUGUCCGUAUUGCCCUCGUCAUCAUGACAGUUGGUGUAGCGAUUCUUGUUCCCAAUCUGGGACCUCUGAUAUCACUAGUCGGGGCUGUGUGUCUUUCCACAAUGGGUCUGAUGUUCCCGUCAAUUAUCGAACUCGUCACUGUUUGGGAACAAGAGAACGGACUCGGAAAAUGGAACUGGAGGCUGUGGAAGAACAUCUUCAUAAUAUGUUUCGGUAUUCUAGGUUUCUUGACGGGAACCUACUGCAGUUUACUGGAGAUGGGAAACGAGAAAAAAUGAGCGAAGCCAUUUUUGGCUUCAGCACGACGCUUUCUUCUUCAGAAUGACGUCUGACGAGUCCACGCGUGCGUGGAACGUCAUCCUGUGGUGCGGUUGCAGAUAGAGCUGCGUCCUUCCCAGGACUUGAAAUCUAAAUGGCUGCUGAGCCCAUCACCAGAACGGGGUUCCAAACUCAACCCAGAUUGCUCUCUGCUCCCAGGAGCAGACGCACUUCGUACCAUGUUGGUACCCCUGACUGACCAACGACACGAAAUCAACACUCACCGUUUGACGAUGAGCAACUUCACCGCAAUGCCAUGAUGGCAGGAAACCGACUAAGGAUUUGUCUCAAUGGCUCCACAGAAAAAACAAAAGAUAAAAUGGAUUGCAGAUCAAUUUUGGAGCACUUACAAAUUUACCGUCCUUCGGCGAAGGUUUUGCCGAAUGUUUCGCCGAGGAUUGGAGAAUAAUUCUGACUUGAUCUACUACAUAGUCAGCUAUACCAACUAAAACAAUAGAGAACAAAUUCGAAGAGAACAUGAUAUCGGUAACAGAAAUCACAAAUAAAACUUCGUUCUUUGUGAA
Molecule: messenger RNA, 2579 nt
Organism: Belonocnema kinseyi
Lineage: Eukaryota; Metazoa; Arthropoda; Insecta; Hymenoptera; Cynipidae
Product: proton-coupled amino acid transporter-like protein pathetic
Exons: 6
Coding region: 429-2015 (528 amino acids)
Biological process (GO): amino acid transmembrane transport
Cellular component (GO): vacuolar membrane
Molecular function (GO): amino acid transmembrane transporter activity
Source: RefSeq, a predicted model, not a curated record